AUGGCGCGGCUCAAGCACAAGCCUUCCCGGGGGCCUGCGGCAACACGCACUCAGCAGCAGCAGCAGCCGCAGCAGCAGCAGCAGCAGCAGCAGCAGCAGCAGCGGAGGAGGCCCUCAGCUUCCUUCCCCAGCAGCCCAGAGAGCGGCAGCUCUUCCUCGCCUUCCCCCACCCCUGCUCGCAAGGGGGCCCUUCAGGGGGGCCCCCCAGGGGGCCCCCCAGGGGGGCCCCCCAGGGGGCCCCCGGGGGGGCCCCCAGGGGGGCCCCCAGGGGGGCCCCCCGAGGGGCCCCUAGGGGGGCCCCCUAGGGGGCCCCCAGUGCGGAGGCAAGUUGGAGUUGGCCACCGCGCUAGAGCUCACCCGGGGGUGAAGGCCCUUAAGGAAAUCCGCAAAUACCGAAACAGUACAGAGCUGCUGAUUCCUCGGUCUCCAUUCUUUCGCCUUGUGAGAGAAGUGGCGCAGAAGUUCACGCCGCCCUAUGCGGGCAUGUACAGGUUCACGGCCACUGCGCUGGAGGCGCUGCAGUCUGCUGCAGAGGCCUUUCUUGUGGGGCUUUUUGAAGACUCCAAUUUGUGCGCUUUGCAUGCAAAGAGAGUCACAGUAAUGCCCAAGGACUUGCACUUGGCCCGCAGAAUCCGCAGAACCUAA
Messenger RNA from Eimeria necatrix, 645 nucleotides. RefSeq names its product histone H3 variant, putative. NCBI's taxonomy places the organism in Eukaryota, Apicomplexa, Conoidasida, Eucoccidiorida, Eimeriidae. The record is from RefSeq and is a predicted model, not a curated record. The coding region runs from base 1 to 645 and encodes 214 amino acids. Gene Ontology annotation, cellular component: nucleosome. Gene Ontology annotation, molecular function: protein heterodimerization activity; DNA binding; structural constituent of chromatin. The transcript has 3 exons.